This is a messenger RNA of Octopus sinensis (East Asian common octopus), 2774 nucleotides long. Its product is annotated as DDB1- and CUL4-associated factor 17. NCBI's taxonomy places the organism in Eukaryota, Metazoa, Mollusca, Cephalopoda, Octopoda, Octopodidae. Gene Ontology annotation, cellular component: Cul4-RING E3 ubiquitin ligase complex. Bases 305 to 1774 code for a protein of 489 amino acids. The transcript has 15 exons. Gene Ontology annotation, biological process: protein ubiquitination. The record is from RefSeq and is a predicted model, not a curated record.
GCAGUAGAAAACAUUUUCCGUAAGUGCCGCGCCGCAAGAGUGUUUAUGAAUUUUUUAACAAACACAACAAUACUUAUGACAAGUAUUUUAUUCUCUCCAACUCAGAAGAUGAAUGACAAAAGUUAACCUUGUAGGAUUUAAACUCAAAAAAGCAUUAAGAGACGUAUGAAAACGACACAGUGCAUUAUAUUCCAUGUUUUAACAAUAAAGAUUCAAAAUUAGAAAAUGGAAAUAAAUGUAAAAAGAAAAUAAAAUCUGAAUCACCGUUUCUGUCGGUGUCUGAAGGGUUCUUCCCCUUCUGAUUAUGUUAGCACUGGAGACUAAAGUGGAUAAUAUUUAUUGUUUAAUACGUUACAGAGAAUAUAAAAUUAGUAAUGGAACACUUAGAAAAGCUAUGCGAAGUUUGUGCUACAAAAGUGGUCACAAGUAUAAAUGCACCUUUGAAGUACACUCAAAGCAGCCAAUAUUCUCAACAGGAGAUUACAUAUUCUUGAAGAACUGUUUAACAUGUUAUGAUUGUUGGGGUAUUAAAAUUUGGCAGGAUUGUCACCAUUACAAAUUGAGUGACAUAUUAUAUUGUUGUGGUUCCUUGGAAAUCAACCCUAAUACCAAUAUGUGCUACAAACCUUCAAUUAUUGGAAUAUCCGACAAAAACACACUAGUCCGUGUAUGUGCUGAGACAGGAAGGAUGUUUAAUAAAGUAUUUUUAUCGGGGAAACUUCAUUUCAGAACAAUUGAAUGGGAUGAUCCUCAGUAUUCUAUAGCAAUAUCAUCAACUACUAUUACGACAUUUUCACAGCCUGACCAAAACAGAACACUUUGUAAAGCCAUUGCUCUGUUCAGUGUUGCCCCACUCAAAUUUAUUGGCAUGUUCACCUUAGACUCCAAGAUUUUUGGUCCUAAAUUUGAGGAUGGUUUGGUCACAGAUAAUUUGUUGAUCAUAAAUUAUCGGGGUGGAUUUGUUGAAUUGUAUAGCAUGGAUUUUAUUUUAAAACAUUAUGUCUUGUAUGAAGCCCAGUUGUGUGAGCCAGAUCCUGUCACAGGACACGUUGUAGGGCUCUAUCCACAUGGUCUUCCUUUUAAUAUCAAGAUUAAAGCUCAGCCUCCAUUAAUGCUAAGGGUGAAAUCAGUUGAUCAUGAUAUUCAGUUUGGUGGCUUUCCAUUUCAUAUGCUGUUGGCAUCUGAACAUCGAGGGGUAUUCUAUGUGAAGUCUUUAGUUGAUAACAACUUGAUACAAGGUGGACUUCUUGAUCUUGGUAAUGAGAAAAGCAUUGAAGAUGACACUGCAGUUUUUCAUCCAGAUGUACACAACAAAAUAAUUCUCUAUGGUGGUUCAACAAUAAGGAUUCUAAAGCUUGUCAAUGAUGUCAAUUCCCAAAAAUGUAUAAGGUUACAAAAAGAAAUUUUGCUGGAUCAAAUUUACAAAAGUCCUAUGUUAAACAAUGUCACAAGAUCAGGAAGACAUGUUCGAAGUGCCUUUAAUUCCAGAGCCACUUGUUAUCAAAGUACAGUGAAUGAUGUUAUCUAUGACUCUGAGUUGGAUACUUUUGCCAUUCUAACACAAGACCAGAAUGACUGCUUCUCUUGCAAUUUGAACACUCGAAUCAGGAUUUAUGAUAAUGAGACCUGUGAUCAGCUUGGUGAGAUCAAAAUAGACCUUCCAACAGAUGAGGUGAUUGACAGCAAUUUCUUCCUAAAUUGUGGAACAUUAAUUAGGAUUUCUAAAAGUACUGCUAACAAAUUUGUGUGCACUGUUUACAAACCAAUCCAGUAAAAUGUAUAUAAAUGAAGAAACCUAAGACAGUAAUACAAUAAACAUGAUAAUGAUUCAGGUAACUUGUGAACUUACUGAAGUACAAAGAAGCAGUCUAAAAAGUAUUAGAACUUUAAAGAUGAUUGAACUUGAAAAUGCAUCAUUUCAUGUUAAUGAUUCUUAGAGAAAUUGUUAUGCAAACCAGACCCAUAUCGACAAUAAUUGAUAGAUCAGUUGGACAGUUGAUACACGGCCAUGUAAGCUACAUAUGUUAUAUACCAGUAUCGUGUUAUAUUUCUGGUCAGACGACUGAACUAAACUAGUAUAUUUUCACUCAUUGGCAUGCAGUCACUUACAGACACACUCCAGUUUCUAGCCCACAAGUAGCUGUCUCCUCAAGUGAUGGAACAGAGAAUUUAACAAGAUAAUGGUACUGCUGAAUAUUACUGGAGCCUUCGGAACAGCGUAAAAAGAAAUAUGAGGACAAACUUUGAAAAACUUCAGCUUCAUUUAGAAGUAGGUUUUCUGCAGAAAACAUGUGUAUGAGGUGCAGCAAGAAUUAUCUGGGGAACUCUCAAUACAAAGUAAGAUAUGGAAAACAGAAAAAAAAAAAUUAUACAGAAUGUACAAAAUGCCCCUCGUCUUAGGCCAUACGUUGUAGUUUGAUUGGAAAGAUAACUAAACCAGGCACAACACCAGUUCUGUGAGAUAACAAAACAGUAAUAAUUGUUUCUUUUUUGUUUUUGUCACAGGAUUAUCAAAUGAAGGAAUGAUAAUAGUUGUUUCUAGGCCUGAAAUUUUAGGAGAGGAGGAUGGUUAGUCAAUACUAUCAACCUCAACAGCAUGUAAAGAUCCAGAAAUACUGCAAAGAAUGUUUUUCUGAUACUCUAAUGAUUUUGCCAGCUCACCACUGUUUAGUAAUUGAUAAGUUAUUCUUUAAAAUUUAUAACAAGAUAACUGAACAUUUGCAAAAAUGUAUAGACUACCAGAUGUAUAAUAAACCCUUCUUUCACCCACCAGA